This is a messenger RNA of Closterium sp. NIES-65, 1584 nucleotides long. The record is from the annotation of a GenBank genome assembly. Lineage: Eukaryota; Viridiplantae; Streptophyta; Zygnematophyceae; Desmidiales; Closteriaceae.
AUGUUUUCUCUCUCUAAUUUUGUUUAUGGUAAGUGUUCAAAAGUCGUUCUUUCCUCCUCCUCCUCCUCCUCCUACUCCUCCUCCUCCUCCUCCUCCUCCUCCUCCUCCUCCUCCUCCUCCUCCUCCUCCUCCUCCUCCUCCUCCUCCUCCUCCUCCUCCUGUGCAAUCAUAUGCCGUGCAGUGAGCAGUGUGUUGGAUCUAGCGGACAAGGGCGAGUGUGUGGUGGUGGGCACUCUCUACAAGCACAUGAAGCUCAAGCCCAGCAUACUGCAGGACUAUGGUCGAGAGCGCUCCAGUGCGCCGCUGGUGGCAGUGGGGGGCGGCAGUGUGGUGGGGGAGGACGACAGUGUGGUGCUGGAGGACGAAAGGGGACGCGUCAAGCUCGUUGGGGACGCUUUCCUGCCAGCUGCAUGGGUCACAGGCGUGGUGGUGGCAGUGCGGGGCUGUGAGGACAGCAAGGGGAACUUUCGUGCAAUAGAGAUUCUGGAACCGGGCAUGCCGUUGCAGGAUCCUUUCCCUUCUGCUGCUUCGGCCAACACGACCGCUGCAGCCAACCAGGCACCCCCUCGCUACGUGGCCUUCGUAUCAGGCCUCCACCUCUCCGUACCCACCACGACCGCAUCAGGCGCCCCCUCGCCCUCCCCUCCGCCUGCUGCCACACCGCCAUCGUCCCAGGGGCGGGCAGCAGAGGGAGCAGAGGGGGGCGGAGGAGACGCCGUGCUGCAUGAAGAGAUGCUUUUGGACUUGCUCUCAGGCCACGUGCACUCAGACGAGGAGGAGCGGUUGAGUGCGGGGAUAGUGCGCGUGGUGAUCGCAGGGGAUUCGUGCUCCUUCUCCCACCUCCCCCAGUCCCUGCAUGACACAGUCAACUCCACUUCUCUCACACACCGUGAUGCCAAGGCCAUGGCAGCACCAGUCAAGGCUCUUGACACUUUCCUGUCCGAGCUCUCCGCGUCAGUCCCUGUGGACAUCAUGCCUGGCGCCUGUGAUCCCGCCAACUACUCCCUGCCACAACAGCCACUGCACCCAUGCCUGCUGCCCCAAGCCUCGCGCCGAGCCUCAGUGGUGCGAGCAACAAACCCGCACCACUUCACUCUCGGGGGGGUGCGGUUCCUGGGCACAGCCGGGCAGAACGUCCAAGACAUGCGCCGCCUCUGCCUCACUCGCCUGCUCCAUGCCCGUCCCCUUGCUGGUGGUGGCGGUGGUGAUGGUGGUGCUGCUGCUCCUGCUGGUGGGGAGGAGCAAGCAGGGCCUAUGGAGGGAGUGGAAAUGCAGGAGGGGGGGAAAGACGGGAGGGGAGACGACAGAGAGGAGAUGGGGGGGGAGGAGAAGGAGGAGGAGGCGGGUGUGCUGGAUCUGAUGCAGCGGUGCUUGGAGUGGAGACACGUUGCUCCCAGUGCUCCUGACACACUAGGCGUGUACCCGUUUCAGCUGGACGAUCCCUUUGUGCUCACCACGUGCCCACACGUCUUCUUUGCCGGCAACCAGCCGCGAUUCGCCACGCGCCUUAUCCGAGGUCCCCAGAAGCAGGUGGUGCGGCUGGUUGCUAUUCCAAAGUUCUCAGAAACAUGUCAAGCUGUGCUG